AGAGAGAGAGAGAGAGAGAGAGAGAGAGAGAGAGAGAAAGAGAGAGAGAGAGCAAACGAUGGCGGCGCCUCCUCGUCUGCUCGCCUUCUUGCCGCUUCUGCUUCUCGCAGCCUUCUCACCUGCACCAAUCGCGGUAGCACGCUCCUCGAACCCAAAGCCGUUCCCACAGCUCACUCCUCUGCACUUGCAAGCUCUUCGGCAGCAGCGGCAGCGAGCAAGCAGCUGGGACGGCAAGCGUGUCACCGCCGCCGCCGCCGAUGGCAGCACCAACGGCACGGCGGCGAAGCCGUUCACGUCGCACUACUUCCCGCAGGAGCUGGACCACUUCACCUUCACGCCCAACGCGUCGUCCGUCUUCUACCAGAAGUACCUCGUGAACGACACCUUCUGGCGGAGGCCCAACGGCGGCGGCGGCGGCGCGGCAAGGGCAGGACCGAUAUUCGUGUACACCGGCAACGAAGGCGACAUCGAGUGGUUCGCCACCAACACCGGCUUCAUGUUCGACAUCGCGCCCAAGUUCGGCGCCCUCCUCGUCUUCAUCGAGCACCGUUUCUACGGAGAGUCGAAGCCGUUCGGGGACGACUCGUACAAUUCCGCCGAGACGCUGGGCUACCUGACGUCGACGCAGGCUCUCGCCGACUUCGCCAUCCUCAUCACCAGCCUCAAGCAGAACCUCUCCGCCGAGGCCGCCCCCGUCGUCGUCUUCGGCGGCUCCUACGGCGGCAUGUUGGCUUCUUGGUUCAGGCUCAAAUAUCCCCAUGUCGCCAUUGGGGCCUUGGCGUCCUCCGCGCCAAUCCUGCAGUUCGACUACAUAACGCCGUGGACCAGCUUCUACGAUGCCAUCUCACAAGACUACAAGUCUGAGAGCUUGAACUGCUUCAGUGUCAUCAAGGCAGCCUGGGAUGUGCUGGAUGAGAGGGGAUCCAACGAUGCAGGGCUUCUGGAGCUCAGCAAAAUGUUCAGAGCCUGCAAGACUGUAAAGUACGUUUCUUCAAUUCAAAACUGGCUAUCGACAGCAUUCACCUACACUGCCAUGGUGGACUAUCCAACACCGGCCAAUUUCCUGGAGAAUUUGCCUGCCUACCCCGUCAUGGAGAUGUGCAAGAUCAUCGACGGAUUCCCUGAAAGCGCAGACAUCCUGGAAAAGGCUUUUGCAGCAGCGAGUUUGUACUACAACUACACAGGAGACCAGACCUGCAACCAGAUAGAGGAUGGAGACGACGACCCCCAUGGCCUCGAUGGCUGGCAAUGGCAGGCUUGCACAGAGAUGAUCAUGCCGAUGUCGAUCUCCAACCAGAGCAUGUUCCCACCAUACGACUACAGUUACGAUGACUGGUCCAAGGUCUGUUUCCUGAGCUGGGGGGUUCGGCCGAGACCGCAUUGGAUCACCACUGAAUAUGGUGGAUACAAAAUUGAUAAGGUGCUCAAGAGGUUCGGGAGCAACAUCAUCUUCUCCAAUGGAAUGCGAGACCCGUGGAGUCGAGGCGGGGUGCUCAAGAACAUCUCAUGCAGCAUCAUUGCCCUCGUCACAGAAAAGGGGGCUCAUCAUUUGGACUUCAGAUCUGCAACAAAGGAUGAUCCAGAGUGGGUUAUAGAGCAAAGGAGACAAGAAGUUGAGAUCAUACAGGGAUGGAUAGAUCAGUAUCAUCAGGACAUGGCACAAAUAUCUUCCUGAGAAAGUAGCAUUGCUGUUGCAGUCGAGGAAAACAAAUAUUUGGCUCCAUGGGAAAAAAAAGAAAAGAAAAGGAUAAAUUUCUAAUUACACAGGAUGAUCAACAGGGAAGUUAAAGAUAAAAUAAGGUGAAAGUUCAAUAAGUUAUGUCACUGAGCAUCAGAAACUGUAAACCUCAAACAGUCUGACAUGAAUCAUGAAUGAUGAAUGAAAUGUUCCUUCAUGUUCA
Phragmites australis (common reed) is the source of this 1901-nucleotide messenger RNA. RefSeq lists its product as uncharacterized. The transcript has 10 exons. Lineage: Eukaryota; Viridiplantae; Streptophyta; Magnoliopsida; Poales; Poaceae. Gene Ontology annotation, biological process: proteolysis. Bases 59 to 1675 code for a protein of 538 amino acids. The record is from RefSeq and is a predicted model, not a curated record. Gene Ontology annotation, molecular function: dipeptidyl-peptidase activity; serine-type exopeptidase activity.